This is a messenger RNA of Oppia nitens, 2127 nucleotides long. Its product is annotated as long-chain fatty acid transport protein 4-like. Gene Ontology annotation, cellular component: endoplasmic reticulum. Lineage: Eukaryota; Metazoa; Arthropoda; Arachnida; Sarcoptiformes; Oppiidae. The record is from RefSeq and is a predicted model, not a curated record. Gene Ontology annotation, molecular function: long-chain fatty acid-CoA ligase activity; long-chain fatty acid transmembrane transporter activity. The coding region runs from base 114 to 2090 and encodes 658 amino acids. Gene Ontology annotation, biological process: triglyceride homeostasis. The transcript has 7 exons.
CAUUGAUUUGACGAAAACUGGAUUUAGAUUUUAAGAGUUAUAUCCAAUAGAUUUAGUUGUUUUCAGUCGUCGUUUAGUUUUACAUCACAUAUUAAUUUGCAACAAAAAAAGACAUGAGAUUAACAAUGACACCAAUGAAUGGGAGGAAUCGGUUGGUGAUGAAGACAUUGCUAUUUGUGGCCAUCUAUAUCGGUCUCAUCACUGGAUCCGAUAUGGCCUUCUGGAAGGCAUUGAUGUUUGUCUUCAUAUUAUACCUCAUCACUGGUGGCCAUCGAUUUGCAUAUAUUUUCUAUAUGACUGUUGGACGUGAUUUAAAGAGUUUAUUAAGAUUCAAGAAAACACAAUUAUAUUUAUAUAUAUUGAAGAGACAAAAUGCAACGGUUCCCAAAUUGUUUGCCAAAUUAUGCCAAACCCAUGCUAGUCGAGUACUCUUCUAUUUCGAAGAUCAAAAAUGGACAUUCGGUCAAAUCGACGAACUAUCCAAUCGGGUGGCCAAUCUGUUUCUCGAAUACGGCUACCAUCCAGGCCAAGAAGUGGCCCUAUUUAUGGACAAUCGGCCCGAGUAUGUGGCCAUUUGGUUAGGAUUGGCCAAAGCUGGUAUUGUUACCGCAUUGAUCAAUACAAAUCAACGACUGCACCAAUUAGUACAUUCAAUUACUGUUGUCAAUUGCAAGGCUAUUAUAUUUGGCUCUGAAUUAACUGAUGCGGUGCGGGAAGUGAUGCCAUCACUUAAUUCUAACUGUUCGAUGCAAUACUUUUGUUACGGAGAUAUCGAUACAACUAAUAACAUAACAAAUGCAAAAUCUCUUAAACAACUUAUAUCAGAAAGCAGUUGUGAAACUCCCCGCACACUAAAUAUGGGAAAAUUUUGCGAUCGACUUUUUUAUAUAUACACUUCGGGCACAACAGGCUUACCGAAAGCCGCCAUCAUUAAGCACAGCCGAUACCUAUGGAUGGGAUCGGCGAUGAAAAAUAUGAUAAAACUACGCAACGAUGAAGUUAUCUAUACUAGUCUUCCGCUGUACCACUUGGCCGGUGGUACGUGCGGUACGUGUCAGUGCCUUAUCUUUGGCAAUUCAAUGGCCAUCAGAAGCAAAUUUUCGGCCUCAAACUUCUGGAAGGAUUGUAUUAAAUAUAAUUGCACCGCCGCACAAUAUAUCGGAGAAAUAUGUAGAUAUCUAUUGGCACAGAAACCACAGCCAUAUGAUAAUCAGCAUAACUUGAGAAUAAUGUUUGGAAAUGGGCUCAGACCUAAAAUUUGGAGGGAAUUCACUCAACGAUUCAAUAUUAAAGAGGUCGGAGAAAUGUAUGGUUCAACAGAAGGCAAUGCAAAUAUGAUCAAUGUGGACAAUAAGGAGGGUUCGUGUGGUUUCAUCUCACAAAUCGCUGCAUUCCUAUAUCCGGCAUCACUGGUCAGAAUCAAAGAAUCUACGGGUGAAUACAUACGCGACGAAAAUGGUGUCUGCGUUCACACAAAAGCCUACGAAACCGGCGAAUUUGUCGGUAAAAUAAUCGAUUCCGAUCCGAGCCGAUCGUUCGAUGGCUACGCUAACAAAGAGGCGACCAAAAAGAAGAUCAUCACAGAUGUGUUCAGUAAAGGCGACCGAGCAUUUGCUUCGGGAGAUCUGUUAACAAUGGAUGAGUUUGGUUAUCUGUAUUUCAAAGAUCGAACCGGCGAUACGUUCAGAUGGAAAGGCGAGAAUGUGUCGACAAUGGAAAUCGAGACUAUUAUCAGCAAAUUUAUCCAAUUAGUCGACUGUGUUGUCUACGGUGUAGAGGUUCCCGGCUGUGAAGGCAAGGCUGGAAUGGCUGCCAUUCUCGACCAAAACAAUGGCUUAGAUCUAAAUCGAUUGCUUCAGAAUCUGAAGAAAGUUUUGCCCUCUUUUUCCAUACCUGUAUUCAUACGUAUUUGCAAAUGCCUUGAAAUGACGGGAACUCAUAAACUGCCCAAAAAUAGUCUACAAAACGAAGGCUACGAUCCAAACCUAAUUCAAGAGCCGAUAUAUUUUUUUGACGCAAAAAAAGACAAAUACUUGCGAUUAGACGACAAACUCUAUAGAGAUAUACAAAAUAGUUUAGUUAGGUUUUAGUGAAAUAAAUUUCUUGUCAACAAAUAUAUAGAUAUAU